AAAAUUGCGAUUCGUAUUAUUACAGGGGUCGGUCGGAUAACGAUAGUUUUUUUCGUCUUCCCGAUCCUGAGCGAAUCACUACGCCACAUCUCCAGCGCUUAGCCCGUAUUCGUUUAGCUGCCUGGGAGAAAUUUCUUACUAAAACCCAUGUUCCGCCCCCGAAGCAUUGGAGAAUUUGUAGAAAGCAUUUCGUUGCAAAUGAACCCGCCAAGCUAACGGACACUCAAAGCGAGGACUGGAUUCCAACUCUCUGUUUGCCGAACGGUGUUACAACUGCCGAAGCGCUGAAGCCGAUUUCGCCAUCAGAGCCAGCUGAAGAUUAUUCAAAAAUUGCUAACUCAGCUGCAUCGCACACAGAAUACUUAGAGGAUUCAGCGUUCACAAUCGAAACAACGGAUACCAUAGUAGAUCCUUUAAAAUUCGAUGACCAGCUAAGCCGUUUUUGCCGACUAUGCUUGCGAGAUCUGCCAGACCUGCUGCAAAUAAGGUCCACUAUUGAUGAUAUUUUCAUCCCAGAUAUGCUGCAAGCGGUCGCAGGAAUAAGCUUGCACGACCAGAAGGAUUUACCUGAAAAACUAUGCGACGGAUGCUUAGUAAAUUUACAAACUGCUUACGGUAUUAGGCAACAGUUUGUUGAGGCGGAUUCGAUCCUUAGCGAAAUGGUUCAGAACGGGGACGUUCCAUUGGUUGUCAGUUUGCAAUCGCAGCAAAGUAAACCGUUCGUUGGAAGGACUAUUCCAGAGCCGAACGAUUUUUCAAAUGGAGAACGAGGAUACGAAUCACGCCAAUCCGACAUCGAGAAAGAAACUAAACUUGAUCCUAAUAAAUGCUACAUUUGCUCAGAGAUUUUCGAUAACCAGGAAGCCCUAAAUAUACACAUUCCAUCGCACGUGGAUAUGAUUCCUUACAGCUGUGAAUUGUGUGCUGAAAAUAACGGGCCCCGAAAAAUCAUGAAAUCGCUUGCUACGCUCCAUAGACACUUCCGAAUGCAUGCCGGUACAAUCAGCUGUCCGAAGUGUCCGUUCCAGCUGUGUACCGUCACCGGGCUGUACAACCACAUGCAGCGGUAUCACAGCAAAGGUUCCGAUGCGGGAUAUGUUUGUGAAAUUUGCGGUAGUAAAAUGUCCAACCGACAAGAUCUCAAGUUCCAUUUAAGAUCUCACAGAGCACUGGAAGAUGGACGAUUUACAUGUCGUUUUUGCGACAAAAAAUUGACGACAAAAAGCAGCUUAGUUCAACAUGAGCGUGGUCACACCAAUGAAAAGCCGUUCAAGUGUAAAUACUGCGAAAAAUGCUUCAACAGUGAGUCCCAUCGGUACACUCACGAAAGAAUGCAUACCGGAGAGAAGGGAUAUCGUUGCGAACAUUGCAGCAACUGUUACCGUACCAGUAAUGCCCUGAGACAGCACCAACUUACCAUGCAUGCAAACAUGGCUUCGGUAAAACCUCGAAGCCCGCAAAAAAGGUUGUAUUCGCAGGGGCCAGUGAAAUGCAACGUGGAAGGGUGCAACUUCGUUACUAACAAUCGAGCGACCUAUUAUAGCCACAGGAAUAGACAUGCAAUGAAGCAUCACUGUGAACACUGCUCGGAACGGUUUGCUAUUAAAGAAAGUCUGCUGCAGCAUAUGUACAAGCACACCGGGGUCAAACCUUUCAGCUGCGGGUUGUGCGGUAAAGGUUUUCUGUUCAAGAACAGUUUAAAUGAGCACCUGGACCUGCACAGCGAUGUUCGACCGUACAAAUGCGAAAUAUGCGAGAUGGGUUUCGUUCGCGAACGAACCUUGAGAAAACAUCGGUUGAGGCACACCGUUAAGAAAAACUAUCAAUGUCGCUUCUGCGUGAUGCAGUUUAAAUACGAAGGGACCCUAACGAAACAUGAACGUUCUCACGCCGGAACGGUGCCGAAAUCAGACCAGGAGGAAUGUUUGGAGGCUACAAAAACUUUAAUCGUGGACGGUAUCAACUGCUGGGUUGAGGAAGAUAGCCAAUAAAUUGGCAUAAGUUUAGUUGAGUUGGUAGUUUCCUUUUUUGU
Sabethes cyaneus is the source of this 2032-nucleotide messenger RNA. Its product is annotated as zinc finger protein ZFP2-like. Gene Ontology annotation, cellular component: nucleus. Bases 519 to 1991 code for a protein of 490 amino acids. The transcript has 7 exons. The record is from RefSeq and is a predicted model, not a curated record. Gene Ontology annotation, molecular function: RNA polymerase II transcription regulatory region sequence-specific DNA binding; DNA-binding transcription factor activity, RNA polymerase II-specific; zinc ion binding. NCBI's taxonomy places the organism in Eukaryota, Metazoa, Arthropoda, Insecta, Diptera, Culicidae. Gene Ontology annotation, biological process: regulation of transcription by RNA polymerase II.